UUGUUGAGGUCAGAUGAACGGUUUCGAUGUCAUCAGCUUUAGACUUGGGUUUACAGAUGUGUUCGAUACAUAGCUAUUUUAUUUCUUUGAUGCACUUUGAUGUCUUUAAUAACUCGCAUAUGACAGAUUAGACAUAGCAUGUACGCAUGCGUGUCAACCAGUAUAAUGUCCAUAUAGCCGGGAUUCGAACCUUCAGAUUCGACCGUCCCCGCAGCAUCAGUUGAGAAUGAAAAGUGCACAGAUGACACUGUCCUGCCCGUCGUCUUCCUAGGAACCGGUCCUGGUUGUCGUUUUUUGGCGCAUACCCUGGGAAGCCUGUUAACGCUUUGAAGAAAUGGCCGGGAUUAAAGCACUCAUAAGCCUGUCCUUCGGAGGAGCCAUUGGCCUUAUGUUCCUCAUGCUGGGAUGUGCACUGCCUGUGUAUGAUAAAUAUUGGCCACUGUUUGUUCUCUUCUUCUACAUCCUGUGUCCUGUACCCUACUGCAUCUCCCGAAGGAUUAUAGAUGACACGGACGCUGCCAGCAAUGCUUGUAAAGAGCUGGCCAUUUUUCUAACCACAGGAAUAGUGGUCUCAGCCUUUGGGCUCCCCAUUAUCUUUGCCAGAGCUGAUGUGAUAGAAUGGGGAGCAUGUGCACUUGUGGUGACGGGCAAUACCAUCAUCUUCGCAACUAUUCUGGGAUUCUUCUUGGUCUUUGGGUCGAAUGAUGAUUUCAGUUGGCAGCAGUGGUAAAAUCGCGUGUGUUGGGUACCUGGUCCUGAACUUUAAAACUGUUAUUACCACUGUUAUUUUAUUAUGAUUAUUUAAACGACCAGCUAUCCACGGGCACACAAUCGGUGCAAUAACCUGAAUAUAUGUAAUUGUUUUUCAACUUGUGAAAAUGCUCUGACGUUUGACUGACAAUUAUUUUGGGACAUUUUGUCCAUCUCUCUUUUUUUUUACACAAACUUCCCUUGAAUGUAAAGAAUAUAAGGGCAAUGGAAUUUAGUUCUUUUUUGCUUCAUACUGUAGCACAAAUGCAAGAUUGCUGCUGUAUAUUUACCAAGCCUCAGUGUACAUAUGUAUGCAGCAGCUGAAAUUCAUUGCUUAUUUGAUCUAUCUUUAUAUUCAAAGAAGGUAGUCACUGUGUAACAAAUAAAACUUGCAGCAAUUUUUCUUCAUCUAGCUGGAAAAAUGCACUUGGCUCUUCAGCUUCUGUGAAAGGUUUUUGGAGGCUUCACUGAGGGAUAAUAAAAUUUACCAGUCUUUUUUUUGCCAAAUAAGAACAGUAAAAAGAGAGCCUCCUGAAGCUGGAAUGCAAUACAAAACAAGCAUGCCUGGUUUCCAAGGCAUUUCCUGUCUGUCUACUUUUGUGUUGUAACAAUGUCAUUGAAACACAAUGAAUUUUGUUUUGGAGAUGUAGCGUACUGGGAAAAGAGCGCCUUUUUGUAGUCCAUAGGAGGGGCAUUCGGGGGGAACAGCUACUGAAAGUCUUCUGAAGCCCCCAUGUGCGAUAGUACAAUUUAUGUGCCUCCCUUAAAGGGAAAUCCACAGGUGUGCUGUUCACAGAUAUGGAGGGGAUGCUAGCCACAUCACUUCCAGAUGGACUGUAUUGUAUAACCCCUGUUAAUGUUACAGUGACAUAGAUGGGAGAAUGUGGAAAUGUGUGACAUAUUCUGUGGUCAUCUUAC
Molecule: messenger RNA, 1668 nt
Organism: Megalops cyprinoides (Indo-Pacific tarpon)
Lineage: Eukaryota; Metazoa; Chordata; Actinopteri; Elopiformes; Megalopidae
Product: leptin receptor overlapping transcript-like 1
Exons: 4
Coding region: 335-730 (131 amino acids)
Biological process (GO): negative regulation of growth hormone receptor signaling pathway; late endosome to vacuole transport via multivesicular body sorting pathway
Cellular component (GO): endosome
Source: RefSeq, a predicted model, not a curated record